Oncorhynchus mykiss (rainbow trout) is the source of this 4610-nucleotide messenger RNA. The record is from RefSeq and is a predicted model, not a curated record. NCBI's taxonomy places the organism in Eukaryota, Metazoa, Chordata, Actinopteri, Salmoniformes, Salmonidae.
ACAUCAACCGGGAUUAAGGGACAGGGCAAUUUAAUACUCGCUAUGGACUUUCUUCCCUCCUUACUAGCACUGACUUUGUUGGGAAAGAAUGUACUUACUGUGAUAUGUGGUUGUCCCAACUAGCUAUCUUUAGAUGAAUGCACUAACUGUAAGUUGCUCUGGAUAAGAGUCUUCUAAAUGUCCAAAAAAUGUAAAUGGGAAGGCCUGUCCAACCCAUGCGUGUGGCAGAGUGGAGCAGAAUGUAGAAGUGUGUGUGUGUGUGUGUGUGUUCCACGGAGCACCCGGGCAUGUCAGGUGUCACUGACAUCUGUGCAAAUGGGUCCGUUCUUUAGCUGUGUGCUUCUCAGCUAGUACACACACACCCACUCUUGUCACAAAAUGUUGCCACUAUGUUGAGCAAGCUCUCACACACAGGGGGUGGAUUAUUGCGAUUGCGGGGUUAACGUAAGGACUUAACAUUCCAAAAAUAUUGAACUUUUUUUUUUUUUUGUGUGUGUGGGGGGCCGGCAUGAGAAUGUUUUUGCUUAGUUGACAAAAGUAAUUGGAGCACGGACCUUGCAACAUUUUGACACAAGAUGUGGAUUCUUUGGUGGGAAGCGAUGCGGAAUUACCUGAAGGAGCGAGGCGACCAAACUGUCCUGAUCCUGCAUGCAAAAGUUGCACAGAAAUCUUAUGGCAAUGAAAAAAGGUUCUUCUGUCCUCCCCCGUGUGUGUACCUGAUGGGCUCUGGCUGGAAGAAAAAGAAGGAGCAAAUGGAGAGAGACGGCUGCUCGGAGCAGGAGUCUCAGCCCUGUGCAUUCAUAGGUAUAGGAAACUCUGACCAAGAGAUGCAGCAACUCAACCUAGAGGGAAAGAACUAUUGCACAGCCAAAACCUUGUACAUAUCAGACUCCGACAAGAGAAAGCACUUCAUGCUGUCCGUCAAGAUGUUUUACGGCAACAGCACAGACAUUGGCGUCUUCCUCAGCAAGAGAAUCAAAGUAAUCUCCAAGCCCUCCAAAAAGAAGCAGUCCCUGAAGAAUGCAGAUCCAGUGUGUAUUGCAUCGGGGACCAAGGUGGCCCUGUUCAACCGGUUGCGGUCCCAGACGGUCAGCACGCGCUACCUACAUGUGGAGGGGGGAAACUUUCAUGCCAGCUCCCAGCAAUGGGGUGCCUUCUACAUCCACCUGUUGGAUGACGAGGAGUCUGAAGGAGAGGAGUUCACUGUGAGAGAUGGCUAUAUCCACUACGGACAGACGGUCAAACUGGUCUGCUCUGUCACCGGGAUGGCCCUGCCACGACUGAUCAUCCGUAAAGUGGACAAGCAGACGGCCCUGCUGGAUGCAGACGACCCCGUCUCCCAGCUCCACAAGUGUGCCUUCUACCUGAAGGACACAGAGCGCAUGUACCUGUGCCUUUCCCAAGAGAGGAUCAUCCAGUUUCAAGCCACUCCAUGCCCAAAGGAACCAAACAAAGAGAUGAUCAACGACGGAGCGUCCUGGACAAUCAUCAGCACGGACAAGGCUGAGUACACCUUCUACGAGGGCAUGGGCCCCGUCCACUCGCCUGUCACCCCCGUGCCUGUGGUCGAGAGUUUACAGCUAAACGGUGGUGGGGACGUGGCCAUGCUGGAGCUGACGGGACAGAACUUCACUCCAAACCUGAGGGUCUGGUUUGGAGACGUCGAGGCAGAGACCAUGUACAGGUGUGCAGAGAGCAUGCUGUGCGUGGUGCCCGACAUCUCUGCCUUCCGUGAGGGCUGGCGCUGGGUGCGGCAGCCGGUGCAGGUGCCCGUCACGCUGGUGCGAAAUGACGGGAUCAUCUACUCCACCACACUCACCUUCACCUACACGCCGGAGCCUGGGCCGCGGCCGCACUGCAACGCCGCCGGAGCCAUCCUGCGGGCGGGCAGCGACCGCCUGCUCACGGCUAGCAGCAACAUCGCUAACAACAGCGACGCUAACAACACCUACGGCCCCAACGGCUCCAACGCAGGAGUCACGUCCUCUUCCACGGCCGCCACCGUGGUGUCCUAACACACACACACACACACACACACUUAUACACACAAUAUGCCUUGAGAGCAAAACGUACCACAUGGUAAGAAAAGACUACAAAGUAAACGGACUCUCUAAAAGUGCUGCAUAUUGAUUUUGGAUACAAGAAAAGAAGCUGAAAUAGGAAAUUGGUCGGACAAAAGGGAGGAAGAGGAGGAAUUCGAAGGAAAGAACGAUGUCAAAAGUUGUCAACCAACGGAAAUAAGAGAAACUGUGCGGAACUCCUCACCGCUACCAUCUUGUCUCUGGUGUUGGAGCUGUGGAAUAAGUUCCUAUUGGCUCAGAGUACCAGCGCCUUUGUCGGCCGUGAGAAAAUCGAUACCACAACAGCGAUGCAUCUGCCACAUGUAUAAAAUGUUAACAUAAAAGGAUAGUUUUUGUGCUCCCCUCCCUCCGAUCAUUUUUUUCCUCCUUUGUUUUUAUAUGUUGCGUUAGUUUGUGUAUGUUUCUGUAAAGGGGGCGAGAUGUAUCGUUGUUGGAGGGAGAGCGAGGAUUGGGUAUAGAGGGACACAUAUAAAAACGUGAUGAUGAUAACAGUUUUUAUGGACCAAGGAUCUCGUAUAAGCUUUAGUAAAGGUACAUUUUCUCCAUACCUUUUUUUGUAUGAAAUAUAUAGUACACUUUUGUUACCAAAUAGUUUCUAUUCUCACCCUCCUAGCUUUGGCCUUUUUUUGGGGGGGGGGGGGGCAAAUCCCGACCUGGCUUGUGUAUUAUAGCUACCCUUAUCUCCGUCAAACGCCUGCUCCUCCCCCCCCCCGGUCUUUUGGACGGAACGUUAAAUUUUUGAUACUUUGCUCUUAAAAAAAAAUGACUAAAGUCUGGGGAUUUCUUUUUGUUUUGUUUACCUAACCGAAGGUUCGGUUUGUGUUAUGAAGUGACCUCAGAAGGCCUAAUUUUGGAUUCUCCAUUGGUUUUUAUGAAGUCUUUAAAAAGAAAAGCUUUAAGCAAUGCCUCUGCCUUGUCUGCAAUACUCUCUGUGUGCUACUCGCUACGUUUCCUUCGGAAAUUACAUGUCUGUACAUCACACAAGGAGCCAUAACGAAGUCUGCAGAAUUCUUCCAUUGUAUUUCAAACUUUAAAAAACUCGACUUCCACUACCAGUUACAAAAUAGUUUCUCAUUUCCACAUACAUUUUAUGAUUCUAGUCAUCAAAUUGAAAAGGUAGCCUUAGAACUGUAUAUUAUUACUGUGCACACAGUCAGAAGAUAUCGUGUCAUAUAUCCCAUGUUGAGAUCAUGCCGAUGUAUUGGUCGCCACAGAAGUAUCUGACGACGUCUUGAAAUCUGUCAGUCCGUAUACUGUCUCACCAGGCCUUGGUGUCUUCCUGUGUAUAGUUCUCGUGGUAUUUAAAACUUCCAUUGUUUUGAGAAAACAGAAAAGACAGACCAAUUUGAUGUGGCCUUACCGCUAACUUAAAUGUCAAAGAGAACCGAUACCCUUCCAACGACCUGCCCUUUCCAUUUACGUAACUUCCAAGAACCUGUGUGAUGCAAAAACAGUCUGUCUGUCUUAUCACCACUUGUUAAGUUGUUUCAUUGGACUAUAUUACCCAUAAUGCAAUCCAUCUGCCACUGCUCCAAAACCACAUUGUCAGCCUUCUGGAAGAUUUGUGGACCUUUUUAAGAAUAAUAUUAACUCUGUUCAGUGUACAAGUACAAUACUUAUAUAAAUGAUGUACUUUAUUAUCACAGUGCCCUGCUUUCUCCAUUUUGGCAUGGAUACAUUGUCUUGUGAGGGCUUUGAGCUCCUCUGUUUGGCCUCCUGAAAGCCUUUUAACUAACGUCCUGUGGUUUUUGACCUUACACAACAAUUACAUGUACAUUGUAAAACUCGCUUUCUGAAAGUAGCCACACUCACCGGCUGUAUUUAUGGUGAUCAAGUCUCCUGUUAGAAUUAAUAAGGCCUUCUAGAUGUGUGUCUGUGUAAUUGAAUAUGUGUAUUUGGAAAAACGUACAGCAAUAUUGUACAGGUCAUGUCGUCGUGUCUCUUGGGGUUUGUCUGCCUGACCACUAGUUCACCAGCCUGUGUGUGUGUGUGUGUGUGUGUGUGUGUGUGUGGUGGUGGGGGGGGUUGUGUGUGUGUGAGAGUGAGUGUGUGUGUGAGAGCGAGUGUGUGUUUGGCUCCUCUGUGUAGUCUAACAAUGGAACAGUGAGUGAGACUCGCUCCAUUUCAAAAUGUGGUUGGGUGGGUGGGUGCGUGGAUGCGUACACCGUUUUAUGUUCCAAACAAUCAAUGCUCUUGUAAAGAUGGACUUUGAAGAUUGUUUGGGUCCCGCGCCGUCUUCCGACUUGAUCCAAAUAUAAAACAAGUGAUUGUUUCUCUCUCAUUGUUGGAAAUAAUAUGUGGAUCAACACAAUUAAAAAAAGAAAAAGGCAAUACUUUGAUCAUAGUAUUACAGUGGAACUGUAUAUACUUCCGGGAAGAACUAUGAUGCUUUAACUUGAAUGUCUGCUUAUUAAUUAAGAAGUAUUUCUGGCCAAUGUCAUUCAUGUACCCAUUUAACAGUCAUAUCCCUUUAAUAAUGGGGAACAAAAAAGUGCUCUAUUUCUCCCCCCCCCCCCCCCCCAAAAAAAA